CUGAACUCUCAAUGGGAGGGAGGAACCAGACGCCAGUGGUGGAGUUUGUCUUCCUGGGUUUCUCCGGCAUUCCAAACAGGCACAUCUACCUCUUCCUGCCAUUCCUAGCCAUUUACUUGGUCACCGUGCUGGGGAACCUCAUGAUAUUUACUCUGAUUCAACUGGAUCCCAGCCUCCGUACCCCCAUGUAUUACUUCCUCAGCCAUCUCUCCUUCCUAGAUAUCUGCAUCUCCUCCGUCACGGUCCCCAAGAUCCUGGUGAACUUCUUGCGCCAGCGACAGACCAUCUCCUACAACCAGUGCAUGGCCCAGAUGUUCUUCCUGCUCUCUUUCACGGGGGCAGAGGCUGCGCUGCUGGCUGUCAUGGCCUGUGAUCGCUAUGCUGCCAUCUGUAAACCUUUGCAUUACUCCCGCCUCAUGAGCCCCAAGGUGUGCACCAUCCUAGCCUUGGCCACUUGGAUCUGGGGUGCUCUAAACUCCACUCUUCAAACAAUGCUCAGCACCAUGUUGUCCUUUUGUGGAGUCAACCAGAUUGAUCACAUCUUCUGCGAUAUCCCCCCACUCCUGAAAAUUGCUUGCAAUGAUGCACAUGUCAAUGAAAUAACAGUCCACAUAGCAAGCUAUAUUGUGGCUGGAGGACCCUUCUUCUUCAUCCUUCUCUCCUACUCCUUAAUUCUGUCCUCCAUCUUGAAGAUCCGUUCCACCACUGGGAAACACAAAGCUUUUUCCACCUGCGGUUCUCACCUACUCGUUGUCGUCAUUUACUAUGGAAAUGCACUGGUGAACUACAACCGUUCAAGCGCUGGUUACUCUUUGGAGACUGACACUUUGGUCUCCAUCAUGUAUUGCAUGGUGUCCCCCAUGCUGAACCCCCUCAUCUACAGCCUCCGCAACAAGGAGGUGAAGGGGGCCCUGAAGAACAUUGUGGGAGGUCAGAAGAAGCCUCUGUGUUUUCAUCACACUACAAGUUGGGGCAAGUGA
Messenger RNA from Heteronotia binoei (common prickly gecko), 980 nucleotides. Its product is annotated as olfactory receptor 1F1-like. The record is from RefSeq and is a predicted model, not a curated record. Gene Ontology annotation, molecular function: olfactory receptor activity; G protein-coupled receptor activity. Gene Ontology annotation, biological process: G protein-coupled receptor signaling pathway. The coding region runs from base 12 to 980 and encodes 322 amino acids. Lineage: Eukaryota; Metazoa; Chordata; Lepidosauria; Squamata; Gekkonidae. Gene Ontology annotation, cellular component: membrane. The transcript has a single exon.